Molecule: messenger RNA, 2524 nt
Organism: Salmo salar (Atlantic salmon)
Lineage: Eukaryota; Metazoa; Chordata; Actinopteri; Salmoniformes; Salmonidae
Product: ring finger protein 25
Biological process (GO): protein ubiquitination
Cellular component (GO): nucleus
Molecular function (GO): ubiquitin protein ligase activity; protein binding
Source: RefSeq, a predicted model, not a curated record
UAUGUUUAAUAUAACACACAUACAUGUUGUUCUAUAGAAAGUAUUUGACUAGCCACAAAAUUAAGGAAAUUAGAAGGUGGGGAGAAUUCUGGCAAGGGGGAGAUUUUCGGGCACAACACCGGUCGGUGGAACGAAGAUGGCAGCUGAAAGCGAUGUGCUGUCCGAGAUUGAGGUUCUCCAGUCCAUCUAUCUGGAUGAGCUGCAGAUUAACAGGAGAGAUGAUGGGGGAUGGGAGGUGAGUCUGGUUCUAUAUCCCUCCACGGGUGAAGAUUCCCUCUCUCAGUUUGUGCGACUCACCCUGACUUUGACUCUCGACUUGCAGGUAUGCUCAUAUUCCCUUCUUCCUUGUCCUUUGCAAUCCCCCCAAAAAUAUUCCCCAUCCCCUGGCUUAGGGCAUGUAUUUUUGUUACUUGUGUAAUAAUUUGUGUACCCGCCUAAAUAUACUGGCCUUCCCUCCCUGCACCUGGAGAGCUACCUACAGGGUGUGUACACUUUUGUGUAUUGGUGCAGGUAUGUAACAAAAGUCUGCUUACCCAGUAGGACCAGAGUUGAGGGGUCCCUAUGUGAGUUUUGAGACAACCCUCCAUGUAGCAACAAUACUUCCUGUUAUAUUGUUUCUGAAUCAUGUGAAAGUUUUUCCUAUGCUUUCAGAAUUUCCUGUCCUUAGAACCCUGCCCUGUCCCUUUCAUUCUCAGGACAUGCCACUUCCAAUGUUAUACACUGAUCUCUCUCUCUUCCUAAGUAUCCCUCCUCUCCUCCCUCCAUUUCCAUCCACAACCCUCGGGGUCUUUCUGAUGACAAGCUGUGCAGAUUUCUCUCUCUCUCCCAGUGUGCAGAAAUGUCUGCAGACAGAGGCGGAGUCCUGCCUGGGUUCCGCUGUGUUGUACCAGCUCAUUGAGGCCAGUUCUCUUUCUCUCCCUUUAUUUCCCCCUCUCUCUCUCCCCGUUUCCCUCAUUUUCUCUUUAUUUGAAAUCUCUUAGUUGGAGACCACAGUAAUUUAAGUACUGUAUAUUUGUGAUAUUAAAAUUAGAACUGUGGCUCGAGGAUGCCCUUUGACCUGAUUUUAUUUUAUUUAGAAAUGUAUAAAUAGAUGAAUAUCAAGUACCUGACUCAGUCCCUCUUCUCUUUUCUCUGCCUCUCUCAGAAAGCCAAAGAGAUCCUGACGGAGAGCAAUAUUCCCCAUGGGAACUGCGUCAUCUGCCUUUACGGGUUUAAGGAUGGGGAGGCGUUCACCAAGACCAGAUGCUACCAUUAUUUCCACUCCCACUGCCUAGGCCGCUACAUCACCCACUCGGAGACUGAGCUCCAGGAGAGGGAGAAGGAGCUGGAGCAGGACAAGACACGGGAGAGGACAGAUGAGGAGCUAACAGUUGUGUGUCCCGUGUGUAGAGAACCUCUGACUUACAACGUUGACCAGCUCCUGUCCAAUCCCGCCCCUAGCUUUCCAAAGCUGGAGGGAGAGGUGAUGGGGGUGGAGUUUCGGCAGAAGUGGGCUGAGCUCCAGAACCUUUUGGAGCGUCAGAAAGCAAAAGGCGGGAUUAUCGACACAGAGGCGGAGGCUAACCGCUUCCUCAUACAUAUUAAUGAGCCGCCUCCUGACUCAGACAAUGUCAGCGCUGACGGGAAUGCCUCUCCCAGACAAUCACUGCCCUCCCUUCCCCCUGCCUCCACCAAUCAGAUCACGGCACCAAAGCUGCAGCACGCUGGCCACUCACAUCGCAGGGGAGGGCUAGGUCACCAGUUCCGUCACCAAGGGCCGCAGGGCCACUUCAGGGGCCCCAGGAGGGGAGGGAGAGACAGGCCAGAGGCAGGGAGAGGCAGGCCCCACACCCACCCAGGGACACCUGUCCCCCCCACCGACCAUCUGGACAAACUCUCUCUGUCCUCAGAGAAACAUGACAACUUCUACUGUGCUCCUCCUGACAACUUUCACAACGCACCAAUCAAAGCCAGACUUCAGGAGAACUCUAGCCACCCGGACCUGGAACAAGCACAGUUAAGCCAAUUGGAGAAGGAAGAAGGAGAGGGACGCACGGAGCUAGGCCAACAAGAGGCUCCAGUUCCUAAAGACGGUCAGCCAAUAAGCAAAUCAAGCCUGGACACUUCUAAAAUAGACAUCCCACCUAAGAACGACAUGGAAAUGGAGCCUGGGCGAGGCCAUAGGGAGAGAGGAAGGAGGAGGGGCCCUCGUGCUUCAGUGCAACAGCCUGACCAAUGGCAAGAGAGGCAUUUCAGAGGAACAGACCAAUGGGAUGCUCGGGGGAGCGGGUACCAUCGCUACUGGGACAGGCGAGGUCAGCGAAGCAGGGGAGUUGCCAACUACCCCCAUAGCAGAGAAGGCAGAGCUCACAUGGCUGGUGGGAGGGGCUUCCAUCAGAGUGUGGUAGAGGGAGAUGUGGGGAGAGAUGCUGCUGCUCUAUGACAAAGGGACAAAGGAGGAACUAAGAACAACUAUGUUUGUACCUCCAUUUAUAUUCUCGACACACCUAAAAUAAAGCUUUGCACUGUCUGGCACCUAAAUAAA